This is a messenger RNA of Coffea arabica (coffee), 1750 nucleotides long. NCBI's taxonomy places the organism in Eukaryota, Viridiplantae, Streptophyta, Magnoliopsida, Gentianales, Rubiaceae. The record is from RefSeq and is a predicted model, not a curated record.
UCAGUCAACAUCAAGCAAGUUAUCGAAAGGCACAGAUGCGCUUCAUAAUGGUGGUUCACAGGAAGAAAAUAAAGAGCGUGGCAAUUCAGAUUCUGAUCUCAGUAGUAAUAGUCAAAAUGCUACCACAGUAAAUCAUAAUGCUGCAUUUUUUGGAUUAAAGGAUGCAGAGGCAGCGAAACUAUCCGAUUCAGUGGCUGAGCGUGAAGUGCUGGAUGGUGUCAUUGCUUCUAAGAUUAUGAACACACUAGCUGCAAAGGUAGCUGGUCAAAGUGAAAACAUCGUUGAAAAUGACAGCUCCAAAAGGUCACUGAUGGGUGAUUCUUCGGGUGAAGAAACUAGAGACAAGUUAGAUAAAAAUGAUAGAUGUGAACAAGAAAGAAAUGCGGUUGGAAAAUUGUCAGAGAGUUAGAAAUUGACAAGGAGAGUGCAUAUGAGAAAGAGGGAACAAAUAGUAGGCGUGAUCAGAGGCACUUGAAAAAGGAAAGGAGGGAUGAUCAAAAUGGUUUAAAAGAAAGAGUUGUUAAACCUUCAGAAAAAGCAAAGGAUACUGAUUCAAGAAAAAGGGCCUCUCCUGAUUAUGACAAGGAGGGUAAGAAGGAGAGGCAUGCAGACAGAAGAUCAAGUGGUAAAGAAGAAAAUGAUAGGAAAAGGGAAAGAACUGAGGAUGAUAGAAGAGAAAAAUCUAGUCGUAGAAACUCAAAUGAAUCUAGCAGACAUAAGAGACACCAUUCGCCUUCCAUCACUGGUAGGGAUCGAGACAACAGAGGUGGAUUGGUUGUUGGCCAUGCUUAUGAUUCAAGUGAUGUAUCAUCAGAUAAUUCUAAAAAAAAGAUGCACUCAAGGAGACGUAAAUCGCCAUCUCCUGUCAGGUCGAGGAAAAGACAAGUUUCGCGGUCUCCUCAUAGCAAGCACUCUCAGCGCAGGCAUUCUCCUUACUCUUCUCUUGAGAGUUCCAGGUAUGUUGUUGGACAUAUCUAAUUAAAGUUUCAAUUAUUUGAAUAUAACCAUCCAUCUGCAACUAAGGUGAAAGAACAUCUAUCUUGAAGUCGUGAAUUUUUGUAGCAUAUGAAUUGAUCUUUUGCAAUUUUAGGGGGAGAAGGUCAAGAUCAAGGUCAAGGUCGCCUAGUCGUCGGAAAAGAUGAUACCCAAGAUUGGAUGGAGAUGCAAGAUUCCCGAAUCAGAAAGUUUGUGCCUAAAGAUCCUUGUAACCAGAUAUUUUCGUUCUUGUUAAUGCAAAUAUUGGAGACUGGUUUGUUAUAUCAUCCCAAGGUCUUUCCGGUUUUGCUUGUAAGUAGUAGUUACAGAGGCAAUAUGUAGCGCUGCAUUUGGAUCAUCUUCAAUGUAAUUAUGCCAGCUCCUAGUUUCGACGACAAACCAUGGGAUGAUUUCUUUUCCCUUUUGUCCUACAAUUGGAUAAACUCAAGUCAACGAAUUCUGGCAUUGUAGUAUUCAUCAAAGAAGUAGAUUCUUUGUAAACACCAAAGGGUUGGUAAAGACCGAACAACUUUCAGCCAGAAAAGGAACAAGUUAAAAUGAUUAAAGAUGGAACUGCUGCUUGCCUGUACCAGCUGGUGGAAAUUUUCUAUAGCUCACGAAUCGUUUGCCUACGAUGUAGACGAGCGGGAUCAAUGAAAUCAAUAUCUGCUUAGAAAGGCAAGGGAAGAACUAGAAACAAAAGGCCGUGCCAAAAUGUGGGAACAAGAGGUGAUGCUUAUGUGAUUAAUGAAUGUCAGAGAACGAUUUUAAGGCU